AUUUAACCCCACUUUAAUAACAACUUUAAUUUGAAUUGGAGGGAAUUGUAAUGCAUUUGUAACAACGAACGGGGCGCACUGAAUAUUCCAGUUGUGGUUUAGGGUAGUUUUCGUUCAAAAAAGUCUCGAAAUUAACAAAAGUAUGCGGUGUUUUUUCACAUGAAUACGGUUAAAAAAAUAAUAUCGAAAAUGGCCCAAACAGUGGCCUCCUCCGGGGGCGAUCUAGCCCGGCCAUUCACCGUCGCCGUCGAAGGGAACGUAGGUAGUGGUAAAACCACAUUUUUGCAACACUUCAACAAAAACCAAAACGUCGCCGUGCUAGCCGAACCGAUCGACAUGUGGAGGAACUGCAGUAGCUACAACUUACUAGAACUCAUGUACCAAGACCCGAAGAAAUGGAGCUUCACGUUCCAAUCGUACGUACAACUGACUAUGUUGCGUCAGCACCAACGGAAGACUCGACAGCCCAUCAAGCUGAUGGAAAGAUCCCUUUACAGCGCUCGAUACUGUUUCGUGGAGAAACUAUGCAGGGACGGCCUGAUGGCUAAACCUUCGAUGGAGGUCAUCGACCAAUGGUUCAAUUACGUUACGAAGUUGGAAGAUACCCAAUUAGAUCUGAUCGUUUACUUGCGGACGAGUCCGGAGGUGGCCUUCGAGAGGAUUUUGAAGAGGAAUAGGUCUGAAGAAAGAACCGUUGCGUUCGAGUAUAUUCGAGAUUUGCAUGAUAUACAUGAGGCUUGGCUGUAUAACAAAACGUUGCACAAGUGCAAGGCUCCCGUUAUCGUUUUAAACGCCGAUUUGGAUCAGUCGGUUAUCGAGGAAGAAUACAUGAAAUUCGAGCCGCACAUACUUAAUAAAAUACCACUCGAGGUUAAAAGUCUCUAAUAAAUUUUAAGUAAUGUUUCUAUUUUAUUCUAGUGUAAGAGGUAGAUAUCCAAAGAUGUUGUUAAAUAUAUUCAAAAUGUAAUAUUGCAUUUAUUUUAUACAAUGAAAUAUUUUGUAAUUAUUAUAGUAUGUAGUAAUUAGAUAUUGAGUUAUUAGUUUAUGUCUCGAUUAAAAUAAGUGACUAUAAUUUCUUUCUUGGAAAAAUGUGUGUUUAUCUUUUUAAAUUUAUUUCUAAGAACUUGAAUAUGUAUUAAGUUUUGGUCAAUAUGUAAUUAUACUAAAGCUUUUGUAUUUCAAUUGUUCUAGAAUAAAUUUCUACAUAUAAAUAUUGUUUUUUUUAAAUAAAUAAAUAAAACGUUUGAAGGAUUUUACAUAAAAAGGCAUUUCGUUUUGAGAUUUUUGAAAAAUUGACAAAGAUUAUGCAUUUAUAAGUUUUUAAUGACCGAAAUACUGGUUGCCUACCUAAUAGGCAACCAGUAAAUCGAUUUUCCAUCGAUA
Messenger RNA from Phyllotreta striolata, 1383 nucleotides. The record is from the annotation of a GenBank genome assembly. Lineage: Eukaryota; Metazoa; Arthropoda; Insecta; Coleoptera; Chrysomelidae.